CCGAGGCGUUUGCAGUGCAAGGAAUUACAUGCAGAAUGUUUAAACGCAUCAAUGCAAUGGCCGCGGCGUAGCGUCCAGGGACUGACAUAUAUCCCGGACAAGCUUAUAGUGGUAAUAUCAAAAUCCUCUUCUGAUUCCAUCCAGUUUAGAAAAGCUAUGAAGACGUGAAGUGAAACAUUUGAGAGAAUGGUUGGCGCUGUCCUGAGUUGGUGCCAAUGGGUUUUUCUAAUUUGUUACCUUGAAAGAGUGGUAUGGUGUUUAAAUCCUGAUGAUCCUAAUGUGUGCAGCCACUGGGAAAGUUAUGCUGUCACCGUUCAGGAAUCAUAUGCGCAUCCCUUUGACCAGGUCUACUAUACUAGAUGCACUGAUAUUCUCAAUUGGUUUAAAUGUACCAGACACAGAAUCAGCUACAAAACGGCUUACCGUCGAGGCCUAAGAACAAUGUACAGGCGAAGAUCUCAGUGUUGCCCUGGGUACUAUGAAAGUGAAGAUCUUUGUGUCCCAUUGUGCACAGAAGAAUGCAUGCAUGGCAGGUGUGUUUCCCCAGACACUUGUCAGUGUGAACCUGGCUGGGGAGGAACAGACUGCUCCAGUGGUUGUGAUAGUGAACACUGGGGACCACACUGCAGUAACCGGUGCCAGUGUCAGAACAGAGCCCUGUGUAAUCCCAUCACCGGGGCCUGUGUCUGUGCUGAUGGCUAUGAGGGAUGGCGCUGUGAAGAGCACUGUGACCAAGGGUCUUACGGCAAAGGAUGUCAAUAUAAGUGUCAGUGCCAAAAUGCAGCUACUUGUGAUCACGAGACUGGAGAAUGCCACUGUCCUCCUGGUUAUACUGGUGUCUUCUGUGAAGAACGCUGUCCUCCUGGCAGUCAUGGAGCCCAGUGUGAGUCACGGUGCCCAUGUCAGAACGGUGGGAAAUGUCACCACAUUACUGGAGAGUGCUCCUGUCCAGCUGGGUGGAUGGGGUCAGUAUGUGCACAACCAUGUCCUUUUGGAAAGUUCGGGAUCAACUGUACCCAAGAGUGUCCUUGCCAUAAUGGAGGGCAUUGUGACCAUGUGACAGGCAGGUGCCAUUGUACAGCUGGAUAUGCAGGUGACAGGUGUCAGGAGGAGUGCCCCAUCGGCAGUUAUGGCCUGCAGUGUGCUCAGACGUGUGAGUGCCUGAACACAGCUGAAUGUUACCACGUUAAUGGAGCAUGUCUUUGCAAACCAGGAUUUACUGGCGACCGCUGCCAAGACAGAAUGUGUCCAGAUGGACUGUAUGGACUGAAGUGCAAUAAACGGUGUCCUUGCAAUGGCAAACACACCCAGAGCUGCCAUCCAUUGUUUGGCGAGUGCUUGUGUAGAGCAGGUUGGACUGGACAGGACUGCAAUGAGACGUGUCCCCCUGGCUUUUACGGAGAGGCCUGCCAGCAAAUCUGCAAUUGUCAGAAUGGGGCGAACUGUGACAGCAUCACUGGCAAGUGUGUCUGUACUCCCGGGUAUAAAGGGGAAGACUGUUCCUUUUCAUGUCCUCCUGGGAAAUAUGGGCCCAACUGUUCAUCUACUUGUAAUUGCAAUCACGGCAGUGCCUGCUCUCCUGUUGAUGGUGCCUGUAUCUGUAAAGAAGGAUGGCAGGGAGUGGACUGCUCUAUCCCUUGUUCUAGUGGUACCUGGGGUCUUCACUGCCAGGACAACUGCCACUGUGCCAACGGAGCAGCUUGUAACCCAGAGGACGGCUCGUGUACAUGCACUGCAGGCUGGCGUGGCAAGAAUUGCAUCCAGCCAUGUCCAGAUGGGACUUACGGCUUGAACUGCAGUGAACAGUGUGAUUGCUGCCAUGCAGAUGGUUGCGAUCCAGUCACCGGAUUUUGCCGCUGUGUGUCAGGCUGGACUGGAAUUCGCUGUGAUAAUAUCUGUCUACAGGGACGUUGGGGUCCAAACUGUUCCAUUUCUUGUAACUGUGACAAUGGGGGCUCCUGCUCUCCCGAGGAUGGAACCUGUGUGUGUGCACCUGGAUAUCGUGGAGCCACCUGCCAGAGGAUCUGCUCUCCUGGAUUUUAUGGGCAUCACUGCAGCCAAGCUUGUCCCCAAUGUGUGCACAGUAAUGGACCCUGUCAUCAUGUCACUGGCCACUGUGAAUGCUUGCCGGGCUUCGCUGGUCCCCUCUGCGACCAAGUCUGUUCAAGUGGGACGUUUGGCAAGAGCUGUUCUGGCACUUGCUACUGCUCUAAUAAUGGCACUUGCAACCCUAUCGAUGGCUCCUGCCAGUGUUACCCAGGCUGGAUUGGACGAGAUUGCUCACAGACUUGCCAUUCAGGCUACUGGGGUCCCAACUGCAUCCACACAUGUAACUGCCAUAACGGAGCAGUGUGCAGUGUUUAUGACGGAGAGUGUCGAUGUACACAGGGCUGGACUGGCAUGUAUUGCACGCAGAGGUGUCCAAUGGGAUUUUUUGGAAAGGAUUGCAUCCAACUCUGCAGGUGUCAGAAUGGAGCAGACUGCGACCAUGUGACAGGGGAAUGCAAGUGUCGCACAGGAUUCUUCGGGAAACAUUGCGAGCAGAAGUGUCCUCCUGGUACAUUUGGCUACAGCUGUCAGCAGCUGUGUGAGUGUCUGAAUAAUGCCACUUGUGAUCAUGUGACUGGGACUUGCUAUUGUUCACCUGGUUUCAAAGGCAUUCGGUGUGACCAAGCUGCGCUGAUAAUGGAUGAACUGAACCCCUAUACGAGGAUCAGCCCGGCUCUAGCGUCGGACAGACACUCUGUUGGAGCUGUUACUGGGAUCAUUAUUCUUCUCCUGAUUAUAGUAAUGAUGCUGACUCUCUUCCUCUGGUACAAAUGGAAGCAGAAAGGGAAAGGGCACAACAUGCCCAGUGUUUCCUACACCCCCGCCAUGCGGAUUACCAAUACAGACUAUUCCCUGUCAGAUACAUCUCAGAGUUCCAGCACCCUUCACUGUUUCACCAACCCUAGUUACCACACUCUGUCCCAGUGUGGCCGCCUCACCCGUUUUAUCAGAAAUGCAGAUGAAGACUGUCACAUCAAGAAACAGACCAAAAAACAGCUUUUCUCAAGUCUCCAGAGUAUAGAGCUUUCUGGGCAAGAUAUCAACAACUCAUUGUGUCCCGAAUGGCGAUAUCUCAAUAACUUGAAUGGCUUAGAUUACGUGAAGAGUUCGGUCUGCAGCUCCAGCACAUGUUCCCUGAACAGCAGUGAGAAUCCAUACGCUACCAUCAAAGACCCACCAGCGCUGGCCUGCAAACACUCUGAAAGCAGCUAUGUGGAGAUGAAGUCCCCCGUCCGCAGGGACCCUCUCUACGCGGAGAGUGAGACCACCAAAAACAGAAACGUCUAUGAAGUUGAGCCAACUGUCAGUGUGGUGCAGGGUGGUCAGGCACCUCCCCCAAGCUGCAGUCAGAACCCCUAUGACCUCCCGAGGAACAGCCACAUCCCAAGUCACUACGACCUGUUGCCAGUGAGGCACAGCCCAGUACGUGUCUCUGGAGAUAAACACCAGCCAAUCAAAGAAUGACUAUGGUCAGCUCACCCAACUUCAGCAUCUUUUGCUUGCGACAAGAGGUGGCAGAGAAGACUAUCUUUUUGCCCUAACAUAUGCUGAAACUCAAAGAUGACUUGAAAAUAAACUGAUUAUGAACUUAACAUUGACACUGGCACUCAGCCAGCCUCCUGGGACUUCCCGCAUGAUUUCAAGGAAAGAUAUUUAAUUUAAUCAAAUGAAAAGGCUCAAGUCCAAACCAGAUAUUGACUAUUGUUUCUGAAAUAAAAGUUUGCUGUCACUGCCAAGUUCAGGGUUAAACUAACACCAAGGUGAGGUGAGGGAAACGAUUAAAACUGACAGCAAUAAACUGAGCAUCAGAAGUACAAAUUCAUUAUUGGUGGAAGUUCAGAACAAAAUCUGGCAAACGUUGCUCUAACUUUAAUUAAAUAUUUUAUUGCCAUAAUUCUGAUGACAUUGAACUAGUGCCACGGUUUAAUAGGAUUAGACAAGUGUGGCCACAGUGUAACUCACCAUUCUGGUUCUGUACUUCAAGAUGUGGUAGGGUCUUCCUUAAGGUAAUAACAUACUGAAGGAGAAACGAAGGUGAGCAGUUUCCACCUGUAUUUUUCAUGUUCAGAGUGCCAUGGGCUGGAUUUCAUUGUAAAUUAGUGGUCUGGAGAUGUUGAGGUUUGAAGAUUCAGGGGAGUUAAAUUUAAAUUUCAGACCAUUCAUGUUUGGAUGGCCCAUGAGGAUUAAUUUGCCUGCCAGGUUCGUCUGUGACCUGUCUUAUCCGCCUGCUUGAUAACUUAACUUGGAAUAGAUACUGUGCUGAAACGAACAUCACACAUAGAGGGAGUCCUGAGCAGGUGUGGCACACAUCUUAUCACACUAUUGAAGACAUGAAGAACAUAGGUUUGCCUCUGUCAUGAAUAAUUACUAGGGGAAUUACAGUGAAGGUUGCAACAUUCACUGACAAACCAUGUAUAGGAACAGUUAGAAGCUCCACAAUAAAGUGUGUUUCUAAUCACACCCUCCACAGCAAGAACAGGGGGAGUCUUCAAGAUCAAUGAGCGGUUUUGGCUACAGCCACCAUUCAGGUUCUUCUUUUAGAUGGUUUCAAUGCCUCCCUCAGGAGGCUGACCAGUCCCUUUGCCGAGGUUGUUUUGUGUGUGAGAGUGUGUGUGUGUGUGUGUGUGUGUACAUAUGUACGUACAAAACAAAGUACAAUUAAAUGGCAAGUGAGUGUAUGGUAAAGCAGCCAUAAAUGGCAUGGACUCAGUCCUUGUAGCUAUAGAAGAGGUUGAGAAAGUCGUGGUACCAGUACAACUGCUGCUGCACCAUCAACAUUCUUUGGGAGGAACUUUUCACAGAGCAAUAAAACGUGAUCACUUUAUAUUUUAAAAAUUACAGGUUGACACUGACGUUAAUACAUUAUUCAGGUUGAGUCAUGUUAACAUGGAGUAUGUUUGGGAUUCCCCAGCUGGAGGUCUAUAAAUAAUGAAAAAAGAAUGUUUCCAGUUAGAGAGGGAAAACAGAUUUCAUGCAGCCCGAUUGUACAGUUACAGUAACAAUUCAGGGUCCUUGAAACAGAGUCCUUAUCUAAAACAUUCAGAGUAUACAUGCAUGGUUUGUGAUUUUAUAAGUUAGUAAUUAUUUUGCUAUUGUCUGGCUUUGCAUAUCUGUAAUUGAACAGCAAACCAAUGCAGCAGGGUAGUCAAAUCAUUUCUCACUUCAAUAUUUCCAUUGUUCUCUGUUUGUUAUACUAUUUUUGGAUGAAGUUUAUUAAAACUAAAAUAUUCCCAUUAAAUGUUGGUCUGGGUUUGAUAGUACUAAAAUGUGACACUGUUGAUUUUUUUUACGUUACCUGCCAUGCAAAGUAUUCCUUCCCUUACUGUUACUUUAUAUGAAGUUGUAAAAGCUGGUUGGAUGAAAUGGGUUAAAUUUACUCCUAAGAAGGAAAAAGAGAUCUCUGAAAAAGUUACAAAACAGAGAAUUUGCUGUAACCAUGUCCAGAUGAGAUUCAAGGGAACAGCUAGCAGAAUGGGAAAUACAGAAAGAGCAGAAAGACUCCUGUGAGGAAAACUGGCAAAUAGAGUUUCGAAACUUUAGACUGAGCUUCACUGAUUCUUGUAACAGAGAGUUAUUCUGUUGUUACAAGAUGAUUACAUGUCACUCACUAACUUCAUUUAUCAGGAACUUCAGCUUUAAGUUUACAGUAUUUUUCCCCAUUGCAAUAAAAUGUUUAGGAGUUAAGUUGUUAAAACUUUACAUCAGACCCUAGUUUUGAAUAAAGCAGGAGUUCCCACUCUGGGGUCCAGAUACCUUGCUUAAUGCUAUUGGUUCAUGGCAUAAAAAACGGUUGGGAACCCCAAUUAUGGAGGGUAACUAAACAUUUUAAGCUUUCUCACCUUGAAAAAUGAUGGGGGAAUAAACUAGGAACAGAAAUCAAAUCAGUUGUUGCUGUCAGUUAAUCCCUUCAAAGUCCUGGUGAGGAUAAACCGAAAUGACAGGAUUACAUCAGUAUAAUCACGUCAAAUAAGGAGUUGUGCAAAUCAAGGAAUUGUCUACAAAAAGUACACAGAGGAGUAAUUGAUUACUUGAUGAAUAUUAUUUUCAAUAAAGGUUAGGAGAAAUUGUGCAGGAUUCGUGUAGAAAGGAGGUUGGUGUGCAGCAAUGGCCAUCGCCAAACGGUUACCACCUCCAGUUCAAUGUUUUGUAGUAGAUACAAUUUUGAAUUAGAAAAGGAGCAGUAAUCAUGGGGUUAAAGUAGUUGAUGUUUAAUGAAUAGCUGGCUACAAAGCCGAGUGUUGAACAAAAUUAAUUCCUAAGAACAAGGAAGAAGUAGGGUUUAGUUGUGUAAGAAAACAGUUGGGUGAAAGUUCCAUAUGAUGUUUCCGGGUUCUUCAGUUCACUGAUGUGCACCUCUGUGAGACUAACCCACAAAGAAAACCCCGACAGUCAGCCGGUAUUAGCAUGAUUGGCUGCCUAUUUGCCCAGGAACGGUGUACUUAUCAAUAUGAAGCCACAGCAAAACUACUUCAGAAAGAAAAGCAAAGGAAGACUUUCAUUUCAACUGCCGUUGGGGCCAUUCCAAAGUCUCUGCAUCUUCAUAUUCCACUUCGUUUGAAAGGUUUUGUUUGGGCAGAUCCUCACAGCAAUUUGGAGUUCGAAGAUUGGCAAUGUUCUUUUCCAUUUAAAAUUGAGGACCAACCAGCAACUUAUCAGUAGAUUAUACUUCCCAAUGUACAGAAGUGUGAAAGUCAUCUAUGAAUUUGAGCAGCUUUAAUAUAGCGCCCUUUAUGAUAGCUGCUCAGAUCUUAGCCUUUGGCUGAUGCUCACGUUAUUUUUCUUUAACCAAAACAAGGUAUAUAGAGGUGAGCGGUGCCAGCUCCAUGAACAGAACAGGUGGCACAAUAAUUCCAUUGUUUAAAGAACUACUUUGUCAAACAUUUGCUGUUGUCACAUUAAAAAUAAA
This is a messenger RNA of Mobula hypostoma (lesser devil ray), 6955 nucleotides long. It is a transcript of the gene megf11, whose product is annotated as multiple EGF-like-domains 11. The transcript is spliced from 24 exons. The record is from RefSeq and is a predicted model, not a curated record. Lineage: Eukaryota; Metazoa; Chordata; Chondrichthyes; Myliobatiformes; Myliobatidae. Gene Ontology annotation, biological process: heterophilic cell-cell adhesion. Gene Ontology annotation, molecular function: scavenger receptor activity; protein binding. Bases 187 to 3513 code for a protein of 1108 amino acids.